AUGCAAGAGCAGCAAUACCAACUUCACCACAUUCCAUUGAUGCAAGUCAAGAACAUGUGGAGAGUCCAAGAAGGAGAAGAUGAUUGGGCACUUGUAAGCUUUGUUGGAGAACAAAUCCAAGACCCAAGAAAGUGCAAGAAGGCAAUGGAGAAGAGUGUAGUGAGUACUCAACUCACCAAGGAGUUCCUCUCCACAGUAGCUCUUGCCUUUCCCAACCACAAUGGAGACCAACCAGCUGGUGAUGGACUCCUACUCUUCAAGAUAGGCGAUGCCAAUGGGCGCAUCUCCAUCUCAGCUCUAUGCCAACUCUUUGGACUUCCCAAUGAGACAGCACAUGACUUCAAGGAGAACUCAAAGAGGAAACAAGCUGCCUUUGCUGAUUGGACACACUUUGCCAAUGAACCAUUCUUGCCUUCAAGAUCAAAGGUGUCUAGAAUCACUCAUCCAGCCAUUCGCUAUGUGCACCGCCUCAUCUCCACCACUUUCCAAUGCAAACAAGAAGCCAACAAGGUCACAACUGAUGAGUUCUACAUCCUCACCACACCAUUCAUCAAGCAUGAGUACAAGGCCAACCUUGGACUUUUACUUGCCAAGACAUUAUCAAUUCAAGACUCAACGCCGCCACCAAGAACGCCAUGUUCUCACUACUGGCAUGGCCGCGACCAAGCUCUAGACCGUGUAAGCAAGCUGGAGAAGAUCGUGGAAUGCCAAUCUCGCUUCAUCUCACGCCUAGUUCGUGUAGUUCGCCACAUUGCACCGGAGAGACUCUUUCGCCCUUCUUCCACCGCUAGAGAGCCAUAUGAGCCUGACCUUGGUGAGUUCUCACUAGACUCAGAGCUUGGUUCAGAAGGCGAUGACCCCAUAGAUGAGGAAGAGAGUUCUUCUCACUGCCACACAUAG
This is a messenger RNA of Microthlaspi erraticum, 900 nucleotides long. The record is from the annotation of a GenBank genome assembly. Lineage: Eukaryota; Viridiplantae; Streptophyta; Magnoliopsida; Brassicales; Brassicaceae.